AUGGCAAUCGGAAUUCGUCAACUCCAAGGCCGCAACCUCUAUCGGUUGAUGCAGUUCAUUUGUGGCACAUCGUUCAUGAUGUACGGAUACGACGCCGGUGUCCUCGGCGGGGUCCUCCUUCACCCAGCAUUUCUCGACGCCAUAGGCAAUCCUACCGGCGAAUGGGUCAUCCCUUGGAUCUCCAGCUCCUACAGUCUCUCAGCAUGCAUUACCUGUGCGAUUGUAGCGACAUUCGCUUUCAAGAUCGGGCGCCGUGGCACUAUUAUUCUCGGUAAUGGCGCCGCGGUCAUCGGCUCCAUCAUUCAAGCGACCGCCUACUCCGUGGCCCAACUCACCGUCGGACGUGUCAUCACCGGCUUCGCCAUCGGGUGCAUCUCCAGCGCGGUGCCAACCUACCUGGGCGAGACAGGCGUCGAAAUCGGUGACAGAGGCCCAGCCAACGCCUUCAACGCGAUCAUGCUGAUCUCCGGAGUCCCCAUUGCGUACUGGAUUGACUACGGCUUCACCAAAUCCGAGGCCCAAUACUCGUGGCGCGUGCCCAUUGCGUUUCAGUGCAUCUUUGCCAUUGUGGCGGGUACGUGCAUGUUCUUCUUGCCCGACACGCCCCGGUACUACUACGCCCGGAACCGGCACGCAGAAGGCGAUGAGGCACUCUCGCGCCUCAACGAUGCCCCGAUCGACUCGGAGAAAGUGCAGAUCACGAAGCGAGAGAUCUUGCUGGCCAUCGAGGCUGAAGAUGAAGCGAAAUCCAGCCUGCACUGGAAGAUGUUUUUGACUUCGGGCAUCAUCGACCGUACUCCUAUGAAGAUCAUCCGCCGACUGUGCAUUUGCUUCUGGCUGCCCAUGAUCAGAGAGUGGAUGGGCUCCAGUCUCAUGGCCUACUACAGUGAGCCGACCUUUACCUUCUCUCCACUCGUGUACAUGCUCGUUGACAAGGUCACAGGUUCCGUAAUUCUAAGUCGUGUCGGCGCCCGCGCCUCGCUCGUCAGUCUAUUGUCUGGCAUUCUCAACAUCUGUUUCGCCGCGGGCUGCGUGCCGCUGUACUUCACGAUCGAGCGCGUCGGACGCCGUUCUGUGUUGAUGUACGGCGCAAUGGCAAUGUCGGUUCUGAUGCUGAUUUUCACGGUCCUUCAAGCUGUACCACCCACACAGUCGAUACAAUGGGCUGGGAUCGCUAUCAUCUUUGUAUUCCUGUUCGUCUUUGGGUAUGCCUGGCAAGGCUGUGUCUGGCUGUACUGUUCGGAGAUCCCACCACUUGAGUAUCGACAUAUUGGAGGCGCCUUUACGGGAUUCGGCGAGUGGUUGAUGACGUUUAUUACUGUAUUUGCUGGACCCAUCGGCCUUGCGAACAUCGGUUGGCAUUUCUGGCUAUGGGUAUUGAGCGGCAACCUCGUUGCCAUUGUCUUUGUCUUCUUCCUGUGUCCAGAAACGGGCGGGAAGACAUUGGAGCAGGUUGAUUACCUGUUCUCAGAGACUGGGUUUGUUGCGGGACUUAAGAAGGUUGAGGACAUGGAGCAGAACUGGGUUGAGACCGAGACUGCAGGAGAUCAGUUCGAGAUCAAAGAGUAAAUUCCGGAUUGUGUCCGUUUGGCUCUUUCGGCAAGAUUACGCUGCUUUUUGCGAGUUGUUGUCAAAGUUUACAUGAUAGAAUUCGUUGAUUGCUCUGCUUCGAACCUAAUUGUUGCUCAUGUAAUGUCCUUGCGUCUGGCAUACAACAAGACCACCGUCGUCGCCAUGG
Messenger RNA from Exophiala viscosa, 1738 nucleotides. RefSeq names its product MFS transporter. The coding region runs from base 1 to 1569 and encodes 522 amino acids. Lineage: Eukaryota; Fungi; Ascomycota; Eurotiomycetes; Chaetothyriales; Herpotrichiellaceae. The record is from RefSeq and is a predicted model, not a curated record. Gene Ontology annotation, cellular component: membrane. The transcript has 2 exons. Gene Ontology annotation, molecular function: carbohydrate:proton symporter activity. Gene Ontology annotation, biological process: carbohydrate transport; transmembrane transport.